AAUGUACCGAGAAGCGUUAGUCGGUAUAUGAUAAGAACGUGACGCCUCCGCACACCGCAGGCUGCCUUCCUCCCGUCUCUCCUCCCUUCCUGUUUUCGGCAGGCAUGUGACUCUCCUGUAACAGAGCAGCUGACUGGCACUUCAUAACUUCCUCCUCGGGGGAUUUCGCUGGGUUCCGAUCCGUGCGAUGAACUAGAUCCGGGCUGUCAUUCUCUGCAGUGAUGGACCGUCCGGGCCGCUUCGUGUCUUGGAACCGCUUGCUGUUGCUGCUGCUUGUCGGGAUUUCGGGGUCACCACUUGUGGAGGCGAGGGGGGCGUCUCGCAAGCCUAACGUGGUGCUGAUCUUGACUGAUGAUCAGGAUGUCUCGCUCGGUGGCAUGACGCCCUUAAAGAAGACAAAGGGGUUGAUUGCCGAUCGAGGGAUAACGUUUCCUAACGCAUACGUUGCCAGUGCCCUGUGCUGCCCCAGCCGGUCCAGCAUCCUGACGGGGAGAUACCCCCACAAUCACCAUGUGGUUAAUAAUACCAUAGAGGGCAACUGCAGCAGUAAGGCCUGGCAGAAGACCCAGGAGCCAUACACGUUCCCCGCUCUGCUGAACUCCAUCGGCUACCAGACGUUCUUUGCCGGCAAAUAUUUAAACCAGUAUGGAGUGGAGAAGGCAGGCGGGAUCAGCCAUGUGCCACCAGGCUGGAGUUAUUGGUACGCUUUGGAGAAAAAUUCAAAGUAUUAUAACUACACGCUUUCAAAGAAUGGCAAAGCACAAAGUCAUGGGGGAAACUACACUUUGGAUUACUUGACAGAUGUUUUGGCCAAUAUAUCCCUGGACUUUUUAAGCUAUAAAUCCAACUAUGAGCCAUUCUUCAUGAUGAUUGCAACGCCUGCUCCUCACUCUCCAUGGACAGCGGCACCCCAGUAUGAGAAGUCCUUCCUCAAUGUCAGUGCACCCAGGAGCAGCAACUUCAAUGUUCAUGGCAAGGAUAAGCAUUGGUUAAUCAGACAAGCCAAGACGCCAAUGAGCAAUACAUCCAUACAGUUCUUGGACAAUGCAUUUCGGAAGAGAUGGCAAACUCUUCUCUCAGUUGAUGACCUUAUCGAAAAACUUUUGAAGGAACUAGAGGCCCGUGGUGAGCUUGAGAAUACUUAUGUCUUCUUCACAUCGGACAACGGAUACCACACAGGUCAGUUCUCUUUGCCAAUAGACAAAAGACAGCUGUAUGAGUUUGAUAUAAAGGUGCCGCUGCUGGUACGAGGGCCUGGGAUUAAGCCCAACCAGAUAUCCAAGUCGCUUAUUGCAAACAUUGACCUGGGUCCAACCAUUCUGGAUAUUGCUGGAUAUAACCUGAAUAAGACCCAGAUGGAUGGAAUGUCAUUCCUACCAAUUUUGAAGGAUGCCAGUAACGUGACCUGGAGAACUGAUAUUUUGGUGGAAUACCAAGGGGAAGGCCUUAAUGUGACAGAUCCAACAUGUCCGAACCUGGGCCCCGGUGUUUCUCAAUGUUUCCCAGACUGUGUUUGCGAGGAUUCAUACAAUAACACGUAUGCAUGCGUGAGAACUAUCGCAGAAUCCUACGACUUGCAGUACUGUGAGUUUGAUGAUGCAGAGGUGUUUGUAGAAGUGUAUAACCUGACGGCAGAUCCAAACCAGCUGACUAACAUUGCUAAAUCCAUAGACCAGGAAAUCCUGGAGAAGAUGAACCAUCGGCUUAUGAUACUUCAGUCUUGUGUGGGUGCAUCAUGUCACACACCAGGAGUGUUUGACCCAAGGUAUAGUUUUGAUCCCAGGUUGAUGUUUAAGGAUCAGGGUGCACAAGAUCAAGCAUUCCGCAGAAAGUCUUUGAAAUUGCCCCAAAUCUGACCGGGAAGAAUUUCAUCCUGAAGAUCAUCUCUUAAAUGAAGUACACGAGCUUGUGUGUGUGUGUGUGUGUAUGUAUGUAUGGAGACUUCAGUAAGCUGAUUUAUUUUCCAUCAUUUCUGUGCAGGAUCUAAUCAGUAGUUGCCGAUCAUGUGAAAUAUAUCUAAUUUUUAACACUCUGGAAAGUUGCCAUGGAACUUGUUCUCUUUGAUUUUUUGAGCGGCAUUGUAUCUGGGUCGUAUGUGGUGGGUUACUUUUACCACUGCGAAUAUACUUAAAAAAAAAAAAAAAAAAAAAAAAGCAUAUUGUUUUCUGUGAUAAAGGGUAAUAUCAAUGGUAUGAACCUUUUUCAAACGGCAAUGAAAAAAAAAUAUAAAACAAGAUAUAAGAUUUAACAUAUAUAUUUGCAAACUAAGGAUGACAAUUUGACCUAUCAUCAUAAAAAAAUCCCAGUCAGUAAGAUGAUUUGUCUUGGGAUACAUGUUCAUGUCUGAAAAUACUAUAUUUUCUUAAUUCUUUAACCACAAUGUGAAUUUAAAUGGUGGUACAUUACCAUCCAGCCCUAGUACCCCGUUAUCAGAGGUGUGCAGUAAAAUAUACCUAUAUGAAGCCUGUUACAUCCCAGUAGCUUAUAUCCCAGCAUACAGUUUCUUUGUUACUUGAAAUUUUAUAAUGUGGCGAGUUCCAAAGAAGCUGGUAUGUGUGAUAUUUACUUAAAACAUAGUAACUUUUGGGGCCAGGUGCUAUUAAUUAUGGAAUACAAACAAAUCUCCAGAUGUAUUCAAAUAUCUUGAGGAUCACAUCAGGAGGAUGUUCUUGGAUAGGAAUCAGGAGACUUCUUGGACUUUCAUAUCAUUAUUAAAUACAAGAGGGUCUCUUUUUUAGUACCAUAACGUCUAGUUGUGCUUCUGUCCCGCUUGUUAACAAGCUGCCGGUGCAGUAAUUGGUACGGAACUUUAGACAAUACAGUAUUAUGGGGUAUUCUCACACUUAAUUUUUUAACUAGUGGAACUGUAGAAUUACAUAAAAUGGGCUUGUGCUGUUGCCAUAAUGGAAGCAAAUGUGAAGCAAUAGCAAUUUACAAAAGAUUAUAGCUUAAAAAUAUGAAAACACUUUAAAAAAUCUAAUUAUAAUAAUGCAGCUUCGUGCUUAUACUUUUCUGAAUAAAUCUAAAGCCACGUACCAAAGUGAGGAAAAUUAAAACCCGUUUUUGGUAUUGCAAUCACAUACUGAACACAACAUAGAAAAACAUAACUAAUUUUCACAGUGCACGUUUUUAAUUCAUGUUAAAAAAAAAUGUUUCGGCACAUUUGAAUAUCUCGUUUAACAUUUCAGUGCCCUCUGGCAUUGAAUGGGCUUGUGGUACUUUAGUUCACUAUAAUUCAAUAUUUUUUUUCCCCUGAAGAUGUAUUUUUUAUGUAUUAACUGUUGAAGCCCCUUUGUUUUGAUUCAUCUGAUAACUAUUAAACAUGUAUGUAAUAUUUUUAUGAUAGGUGCAAUCAGAUAUAUCAUGUAGUCACAAGUAACGAGGUAUGGUGGAAAAUGGACCAUAGUAGUUAUGUUUCACGGUAGGUUAAUGGACAGUUGCUAACUUUGACCCAAACAAGCAAAAACAUGUGGAUAGGGCUCAAAGUGAUACUACUGUACCAACGCCCAUCAUAUCUAGCGCUUUACACAUUUCCAAAGCUGUGAUUGGUGGAUAAAAAUCAAAAUGGCAGCUUUUAUGUUGAAGCUGAGAUUGAUACAGUGUUCCAUGGAAGGGCAAGAUUGCUUUUCUGAUAAACUAAUCUAAAUGCCUCAGGGCUAAAUGAUUUUCAUUAUUAUGGUUGUUCGAACCCUUCAAAAUUAACCCACUUAUUGUAGACUCUAUCCCCAAAAUGAAAAUGGGGAAAGGGAGAAUAUUGCACUGGUCUUUUUAAGCUGCUCGAUAAUAAUUCUGAAUUACCUAAAAUUGAUUGUUUUUGCUUUCUAUGCUGUUUUUUUAUGUAUGAUCCGCAGAUGUUGUGUAAUUUGCUUUAUGUGGUAUGAUUUAACAAUUUUGUUAGUGAAGUGCCCUUUAACUGACCCUGUUCACUGCUGCACUUUUCAAUAAAAGAGGAUUAUUUGCG
Spea bombifrons (plains spadefoot toad) is the source of this 3961-nucleotide messenger RNA. RefSeq names its product glucosamine (N-acetyl)-6-sulfatase (gene GNS). The record is from RefSeq and is a predicted model, not a curated record. Gene Ontology annotation, molecular function: N-acetylglucosamine-6-sulfatase activity; glycosaminoglycan binding. The coding region runs from base 222 to 1856 and encodes 544 amino acids. Gene Ontology annotation, biological process: glycosaminoglycan metabolic process. The transcript is spliced from 15 exons. NCBI's taxonomy places the organism in Eukaryota, Metazoa, Chordata, Amphibia, Anura, Pelobatidae.